AUGAAGAGCGGUGACUCAACUACCAUUGACGUUCCCCAUCAUGAGGCCAGCGGUGGCGCCGCAUCGAAAGGAAAAGGGGCAAUUCUGACAGUCCCUGCAAGGCAAGAGAAGGGAGGGAUGAGGAGAGGGAUGGCCAUAAUUGACUUGGUUUUGAGGAUUGGUGCUAUAGUGGCUGCUCUGGCUGCUGCAGCCACCAUGGGAACAAGUGAUCAAAACCUUCCUUUCUUCACCCAGUUCUUCCAGUUUGAAGCUAGCUAUGAUGACAUGCCCAGUUUCCAGUUUUUCCUCAUAGCAAUGUCACUUGUAGCUGGCUACUUGGUGCUCUCAGUUCCCUUCUCCAUAGUCUCCAUUGUUCGUCCCCAUGCAAGUGGAAUAAGGCUCUUGCUCCUCAUCCUUGACGUUGUGGCACUCACCCUGGCCACUUCUGCUGCUGGGGCUGCAACUGCCAUAGUCUACUUGGCUCACAAUGGCAACUCAAGCUCCAAUUGGCUUGCCAUCUGCAACCAGUUUGGUGAUUUCUGUCAGACAGUCAGCGGGGCUGUGGUGGCUUCGUUUGUUACUGUUGUUACCUUCAUGUUCUUGAUUCUGCUGUCUGCUGUGGCUCUCCGAAAGCAUUGAGACAAGAUAUGGAAGGGGAAAAGCUCUUCAAAAAUGACUGUGAAAGCUGUUUGUGAUUCUGUUUUGGUGCUUUUCUGCAUAAGUGC
Molecule: messenger RNA, 704 nt
Organism: Prunus dulcis (almond)
Lineage: Eukaryota; Viridiplantae; Streptophyta; Magnoliopsida; Rosales; Rosaceae
Product: casparian strip membrane protein 1-like
Exons: 3
Coding region: 1-618 (205 amino acids)
Source: RefSeq, a predicted model, not a curated record